Spodoptera frugiperda (fall armyworm) is the source of this 1660-nucleotide messenger RNA. RefSeq names its product DCN1-like protein 3 (gene SCCRO3). Gene Ontology annotation, biological process: positive regulation of ubiquitin-protein transferase activity; protein neddylation. NCBI's taxonomy places the organism in Eukaryota, Metazoa, Arthropoda, Insecta, Lepidoptera, Noctuidae. Gene Ontology annotation, molecular function: ubiquitin-like protein binding; ubiquitin conjugating enzyme binding; cullin family protein binding. The record is from RefSeq and is a predicted model, not a curated record. Bases 363 to 1328 code for a protein of 321 amino acids. Gene Ontology annotation, cellular component: ubiquitin ligase complex. The transcript has 3 exons.
CUAAAACCGAGUUGUUGGGUAGAUAAAACGUCAAAUUGUCAAUGAAGAUCGUGAACAGAAAAUGUAUUUAAUCUAAACUAGAAAUUUCAUACUUUUCUACACUAUAAUAAAUGUUCAAUGAGUGCACUGUCAUGCAAAAGUUAAGGCCAAUGUUAAAAAACAGUUAUAGUUGUGUCUGAUUGCAAAUCGCCUAGAUAGGAUAUGAAUUUCUGGUUUUCGACGAAAAAUCUUAAGAGGUCGCAUCAGUGGACUGUUUUUUAUCAUUAUGUUUUAUUGCAUUUAUGAUGAAAAUCUUAUAAAGUCUGUGUCAGAGCUUGCUAUAAGUUUUACGACUACCAAGAUAUUCGAACAGAGUUUGUCCAAUGGGCCAUUGUCUAAGCUGUUUCAAAAAUCAAGCUAAUGCAGAUAUUACCACUUCUCCACACAGAAAAAAAGAUGAGAUGACAGAAAUAGAAGUCACAGUCUCUGUUUAUCCACAACAAGAACCUCUUCUCAAUGACAAUCAAAAUAGCAUUAGUCAGUUCAGAAACACAAGUUCUUCACAUGUUUCAAGCACAUUAUCAGGAGAACAGAGUCCUGUGGAGAUAACCAAUACACACAAGUCAAUCACAGUUUCAGAAAGAAUACCUAAACCAUUCUAUCAGAAGUUGCCAACUUUACCUCGGACUAUGUCAUCAUUGGGCACCAAUGACUCCCGAAUAUCUGAGUCUAAAAUUAUUCAGCUCUUUGAUCAGUACAAAGAUUCAUUAGAAGAUGCCAUAUUGGCUGAAGGAAUAGAAAACCUUUGUAAUGAUCUGCAGUUGAACCCAGAUGACUUCAAAGUUUUGGUUUUGGCAUGGAAAUUAAAUGCUAGUCAAAUGUGUAGGUUUACAAAAUCUGAAUUUGUACAGGGCUUGAAGAAUAUGAAAACAGAAUCAAUUAAAGGUAUACAACAUAAAUUAAAUGAAAUAACAAAUGAGCUGAAGAGGGAUACUGAACACUUUAAGGAUUUGUAUAGAUUUACAUUUAAAUUUGGUUUAGAUGUGAGCACAGGCCAGAGGAUUCUGCCUACAGACAUUGCUAUUGUAUUGUGGCGUCUAGUCUUUACAAACAACGAGCCUCCUAUAUUAGACAGGUGGUUGUUGUACUUGGAAAAGAAUCCACAUAUAAGAGGCAUUCCAAAGGACACUUGGUACAUGUUUUUAAAUUUCUGUGAAUUCAUUGGGGAUGAUCUCAGCAGUUAUGAUGACACGGAGGCUUGGCCUAGCCUCUUUGACGAUUUUGUUGAAUAUGAAAAUGAUCAAAUGAAUCAAAAUGUCAAGAAGAAUGAUAUCAAAACACAGGAUUAAUGUCCAUUGCCAAAUUUUAGCUUCUGUAGGUACUUAAUUAAGAUAUUAAGACUGAUAAUCUGAUAAUGAAUGUUCAAUGAUGUUAGUCUUGUAUCUCAGGUGAAGUUAAGUGUUAAUAAGGUAAAAGAAUGUAUUAUUAGUACUACAUACUGAACAAAAUUGUGUAGGUACAUAUUGUGAGAUUUAAAAGUGUACAUAAAGUACUUUUAUAUUUUAUAAAUGUUUAUCUUUAGGUUUAUUUUUAAAAUUAUUUAACAUUCCAGUAAUGGAAUUAGACAAAAAAAUUGUAAAUAUUGUUCUUAGUUGCAUCAAAGGUACCUUUUAUUUCUUUA